Molecule: messenger RNA, 2701 nt
Organism: Dromiciops gliroides (monito del monte)
Lineage: Eukaryota; Metazoa; Chordata; Mammalia; Microbiotheria; Microbiotheriidae
Gene: MKNK1
Product: MAPK interacting serine/threonine kinase 1
Exons: 14
Coding region: 360-1619 (419 amino acids)
Biological process (GO): protein autophosphorylation; intracellular signal transduction; peptidyl-serine phosphorylation
Cellular component (GO): cytoplasm; nucleus
Molecular function (GO): calcium/calmodulin-dependent protein kinase activity; calcium-dependent protein serine/threonine kinase activity; calmodulin binding
Source: RefSeq, a predicted model, not a curated record
GGCGCAGGUGUAUCCCCGCCCUCGCUCCGCCCUGUGCUUCCGGGUUCCCAGCUGAGUGGUAACCCAUCCGAGAAGACCUAGGCACAGGUCUAAGCGGGCGACCAAGAGAGAGGCGGAGAUGUCACUUGUGGGGAGCUACCAGCCAACUAGGGAACUGAAUGCUCACUGCACUUUUCAGGUGAGUUACAAGGACCGAUGAAAGCACCCCCAAGCUGCGGGACAGAAGGACAGACAGCCUUGCCAGUUUCAAGUUCCACUGAGAAGCACAUUCACUUGGUCUGCGUCUUCACCUGGUGAGAGGAAGCCUAGUUACCACACAUCUGUGCUUCUGAGGUGCUGUCCCUCCUUUGCUGAGAUCCAUGCAGAGGGGAGCAGAGAUGGGCAGCAGUGAGCCCCUUCCUAUCUCUGAAAGUGGCACCAGGAAAAAGAAGAAGCGGAAGACCCGAGCCACCGACUCCUUGCCCGAGAGGUUUGAAGAUUUGUACAGACUGACCUCGGAGCUGCUCGGAGAAGGCGCCUAUGCCAAAGUUCAAGGUGCUGUGAGUCUGCAGAAUGGCAAAGAAUAUGCAGUAAAGAUCAUCGAGAAACAAGCCGGGCAUAGUCGGAGCAGAGUGUUCCGUGAGGUAGAGACAUUGUAUCAGUGCCAAGGCAACAAGAACAUUUUGGAGCUGAUCGAAUUUUUUGAAGACGAUGCGAGAUUUUACCUGGUCUUCGAGAAACUGCAAGGAGGUUCUAUUUUGACCCACAUCCAGAAACGAAAGCAUUUCAAUGAGCGGGAAGCCAGCCGUGUGGUCCGGGAUGUUGCCUCUGCGCUGGACUUCUUGCAUACGAAGGGCAUCGCUCACCGGGAUCUGAAGCCAGAGAACAUCCUGUGUGAAUCUCCCUCAGAGGUGUCCCCAGUGAAGAUCUGUGACUUUGACUUGGGAAGUGGGGUGAAGCUGAACAACUCCUGUACCCCCAUCACCACGCCAGAGCUGACCACACCGUGCGGCUCGGCCGAGUACAUGGCGCCAGAAGUGGUCGAGGUGUUCACCGAGGAGGCCACUUUCUAUGACAAGCGCUGUGACCUUUGGAGCCUCGGCGUGGUCCUCUACAUCAUGCUCAGCGGCUACCCGCCCUUCGUGGGUCACUGUGGCACCGACUGCGGCUGGGAUCGCGGAGAGGUCUGCCAUGUGUGCCAGGACAGGCUGUUUGAGAGUAUCCAGGAGGGGAAAUAUGAGUUUCCCGAGAAGGACUGGGCUCACAUAUCGCCGGAGGCCAAAGACCUCAUCUCCAGGCUCCUUGUGCGUGAUGCCAAGCAGAGGCUCAGCGCUGCCCAGGUCCUGCAGCACCCCUGGGUGCAGGGGCAGGCUCCAGAGAGGGGACUGCCCACGCCACAGGUACUUCAGAGGAAUGGCAGCACCAAAGACCUGACACUCUUUGCAGCCGAGGCCAUUGCCCUGAACCGUCAGCUCUCCCAGCACGAGGAGGAGGAGCUGGGGGAGGAUCAGGAGGCCCUGAGCGAAGGCCUGUGCUCCAUGAGGCUUUCUCCGCCCUCUAAGUCUCAGCUGGCACAGCGGCGGGCCGAGGCUCACGCCAGCCGCCAGGGGGCGCCCAAGCCGGCCCCUCAGGCCUCGUGAUGGUGGAUCAUUCUCCAGGGCACCGGGCCGCUCACCUCCACUAAUGGCCCGGGUGGGGAGGCCUAGCACCCUUGUGCCACCGGCCUCCUGCUCCCCCGCGUGUCUAUCUGCGGCUCUGCAGUCGCUCACCAUCACGAUCCAUCUCUCCCCCUGCUUCCCCCUCCUGGUAAUUCUGCUCUUCCCCAGGGGGCCUUGAGAAUGAAGCUUUCUCCAGGGGGGUUGUCAUGGGAAAAGAUAACAGUCACUUGUCACUUUGACUAAUAGGGUCAUUUCAUCUGGCUUCUGAAUUCAGCGCAAGUACCAGCGCUGCGCCGAGUCAGGUUUGAAAAGUAUUUAGGUGGUCACCGCUGCUCCAUCCACCCACAUCAUGUGCUUCUUUUGAGCCGCUCCCAGGGAGGGCUGGCCACCCUCCCUGCUUCCCCCUGCUCACUGUGGCUGAGUGCGUCAACCCCCCACCCCCCCAAACGCCAACUCAGGAAUGGAAGAAGAGGCAGUGUUCCGAUUUUUCCACUUCAAGAAAUCAGAUUCAUCUUCCCGUUCUCAGCCUGUCCCCGAGCACAUGAAAUGCAUCGGUCUUGUAUUGCUCUGAAGGAAAGGUCCCCAGUGCAUCAGCCUCUUCCUCGUCUGUGCUUGCUGCUAAAGUCCAUUUAGAAGGAAGAAAACAAAGUGUUAGCCGAGCUCUCCUGACAAGAAGGGCCUGACGGCCCGCAUCACGGACCUAGAAGCAGCAUGGAGCCGGCCAGUUUAGCUCCCCCAGGACAUAGGGGUUUCGUUUCAGGCUUCCCCCUUUCUCCCAACAAACCUGUUUUAAAGUAUGAUUUGAGAAGUUCUUAGCCGGGGGAAGGUGGCGGCCUGUGGUGCUUGGGGCUGGCGACGGUCAGGCCAAUGAGGAAUGAGGAGCAGCCGGCUUCCCCCAGGAGGUUGGUAUCAGCCUUCUGGAAGUCCUGAGGUGCCAACGUGUUUUUAUGUAUUGAGCUGUAUGGACAACUAGCAUUAAGAAAUAUGAACAUGCCUAUCUAAGACUUCUAUACACUGUGACAGUGGUGUUUUGAGCUAUAGUUUUAAUAAAUUUAUUUUAAUUA